AUGGAGCGGCGUCGAUCAAACCGACGCGUUCGCCAUCGACGAGUCCAGCCUGUUCGAGAAGCUCGGUCUUCAAUGCUUCAUCAAUCUAUCCACCAAUUUCUACACCAGAGUAGGGUAUAUGAUGACGAAGAAGAAUGGUUUCGAUCUAUGUUCUCUAACUCGAAGAAAGAAGAUGCCAUCCAGAACCAGUAUGAGUUCUUCGUCCAGCGUAUGGGAGGUCCUCCUUUGUAUUCUCAAAGGAAAGGUCAUCCUGCUUUGAUCGGACGUCACCGUCCGUUUCCAGUGACCCAUGAAGCUGCAGAGAGAUGGCUACGACACAUGCAAAAUGCUCUGGACGAUUCGCUUGACAUUGACCAGGACUCUAAAGUCAAAAUGAUGAAUUUCUUUAGGCACACCGCUUUCUUCCUUGUGGCUGGAAACGAGCUGAAGAAUCAGAAUCAAAAUCAGACCCAGAAUAACCAAGUUGCGUGCAAACACGCAGCCAAUAAACCAGCAGAAGAAUAA
This is a messenger RNA of Arabis nemorensis, 504 nucleotides long. The record is from the annotation of a GenBank genome assembly. NCBI's taxonomy places the organism in Eukaryota, Viridiplantae, Streptophyta, Magnoliopsida, Brassicales, Brassicaceae.